Pseudoliparis swirei is the source of this 634-nucleotide messenger RNA. RefSeq names its product 60S ribosomal protein L12. The transcript is spliced from 6 exons. The record is from RefSeq and is a predicted model, not a curated record. Gene Ontology annotation, molecular function: large ribosomal subunit rRNA binding; structural constituent of ribosome. Gene Ontology annotation, biological process: translation. Gene Ontology annotation, cellular component: cytosolic large ribosomal subunit; ribosome. NCBI's taxonomy places the organism in Eukaryota, Metazoa, Chordata, Actinopteri, Perciformes, Liparidae. The coding region runs from base 104 to 601 and encodes 165 amino acids.
UCCCGUUAGCGGUGAAGGUGCAACAGUAACUCGGUCGUCCCGAUCCCGGGUUCAUCCGACACCCUCACCAACGAAGCUGAACUGAGCUCUACACAGCGGCAACAUGCCUCCCAAAUUCGACCCCAACGAGAUUAAGAUUGUGUACAUGAGAUGUACAGGAGGAGAAGUUGGAGCCACCUCAGCACUGGCCCCCAAGAUCGGACCUCUGGGUUUGUCUCCCAAGAAAGUUGGUGACGACAUCGCCAAGGCAACCGGUGACUGGAAGGGCCUGAGGAUCACCGUGAGGCUGACCAUCCAGAACAGACAGGCAGUGGUGGAUGUCGUUCCCUCUGCGUCCGCUCUGAUCAUCAAGGCUCUGAAGGAGCCGCCUCGUGACAGGAAGAAGGUCAAGAACAUAAAGCACAGUGGAAGCGUCACCUUUGACGAGAUUUUGACCGUUGCUCGCACGAUGAGGUCUCGCUCCAUCGCCAGAGAGCUCUCCGGAACCAUCAAAGAGAUUCUGGGUACCGCUCAGUCCGUCGGCUGCACCAUCGAUGGCCGUCCUCCCCACGAUGUCAUCGAUGACAUCAAAAGUGGGAAAAUCGAGUGUCCGUCAGAGUAAAGAAAGAUGCCAAUAAAAUUUUCACAGACUGAA